AUGGGUGCGGAGGGCCAAACUGGCCAUUUAAUUGCCAACUUACUGCUUCGACAAGACGAAUAUCCGGGCAUCGGCAAGGUGGAUUCGGUGGUAGGCCUAACACUACACCCCCGACACCAUCAUGUCAUGGCGAAUACGCUCAAGGAGACGGGCUGCGAUACUAUCUGUUUAGUUCCGCCGGCGCAUAAGGACAAGCAUGAUAUCUGCGUCGAACUAGUCCAGGCCGCUAAGAAGGCUGGCAUAUAG
Molecule: messenger RNA, 246 nt
Organism: Daldinia loculata
Lineage: Eukaryota; Fungi; Ascomycota; Sordariomycetes; Xylariales; Hypoxylaceae
Exons: 2
Coding region: 1-246 (81 amino acids)
Source: RefSeq, a predicted model, not a curated record